AAUGGCCAGCAGCAGCAGGAGAAGAGUCAUGAACGAGAUCAAGAUCAUGAAGGACAACACGUCCGACUGUAAGUAGCCCCCUCUCCUUUACAGCUCCCACAGCACCUACUAACACCUCCCAGUGAUCACCUUUGUCGAGUCUGACAGCUUGGAUACGUGGUACAUCAAGAUGAAGGUGGCCAACAACCCUCUCUACAGCAAUGAGGUUUACACCUUGAGGAUCGACAUCACCAGUGACUAUCCUUUUCUGCCUCCCAUUGUUCGCUUCGUCGACCUGCCCAUACCUGUUCAUCCUCACAUAUAUUCCAAUGGCCACAUCUGCUUGGAUAUCCUAGGUAGUGCCUGGUCUCCCAUCCACAAUAUCCACUCUAUGGCUGUAUCAAUCCAAUCGAUGUUGGCUAGCAAUACACGAAAUGAAAGGCCUCCUGAUAACAGCUCCUAUGUCAGCCAUGCACCUUCGAAUCCCCAGCAUGCUCUGUUUUACUAUCAUGAUGAUACCAUUUAAUUCUCCAAUUCUACUUUUCUACUUUUGGCUGUUUUAUACAAAUUCUCAAUUUUUUUUAUUGGUUUUCGAUUUUUUUCAAAUGUCU
Molecule: messenger RNA, 590 nt
Organism: Ascoidea rubescens DSM 1968
Lineage: Eukaryota; Fungi; Ascomycota; Saccharomycetes; Ascoideales; Ascoideaceae
Product: ubiquitin-conjugating enzyme E2
Exons: 1
Coding region: 170-505 (111 amino acids)
Biological process (GO): proteasome-mediated ubiquitin-dependent protein catabolic process; protein polyubiquitination
Cellular component (GO): nucleus
Molecular function (GO): ubiquitin conjugating enzyme activity
Source: RefSeq, a predicted model, not a curated record